AUGGCGCCGUAUCCGACAGCUGAAGAGAUCUGCAGCUUUGCCUCAGCAUUGGGCACAGCCGAUCAAUCACCUUUCUUCGAUCGAGUGUCUCCGAAUGUCGUUUGGGAUGUGAUGGGAACUCACCCAGCCGCAGGGCACUUCACCAGUCUGGACGCUUGGAAGAAAGGCGCGCUCGGCGUUGUCAACAAUGUGCUGAAGGAACCUAUCAAGCUCGAGCUCGUCAACGUGUUCGGUGGUGGUGAUCAAGAAUGGGCAACUGUUGAGCUGAAAGCAGAUUCGGUCUGCAAGAACGGUAUGCCGUAUCCACAGCGGUAUGCAUGGCUCUUGAGGUUUGAUGAGAAAGGCAUCAUCGUGCAGGCCAGGGCAUAUCUCGAUUCGGCACUUGUGCAGAAGGCUGUGGAUGGGAAUUCUGGUGAGGGUUCAUCGAAUCUUCCAAAUUGGCCAUGA
Messenger RNA from Cercospora beticola, 447 nucleotides. Its product is annotated as nuclear transport factor 2 family protein. Lineage: Eukaryota; Fungi; Ascomycota; Dothideomycetes; Mycosphaerellales; Mycosphaerellaceae. The record is from RefSeq and is a predicted model, not a curated record.